GUGUGCCCGCCUCACGGAGCUCUGUUCUCGGCUUGGCGACGCCGCUUGCGCGCAAAGGAGACUCCGCGCAAAGUUUCCUCGAUGGCGCUGGUGAUGGAGCCGGUGAGCAAAUGGAGCACGAGCCAGGUGGUGGACUGGAUGAAAGGUCUGGACGACUGUCUGCAGCAGUAUGUGUGUGUGUUUGAGCGUGGAGGGGUGUGUGGAGAGCGGCUGCUGAGGAUCAGCCACGCCGAGCUGGAGGAACUGGGAGUUUCUCGGAUCGGACACCAGGAGCUCAUCCUGGAGGCCGUGGACUUGCUCUGCGCUCUGAACUCAGGUCUGGAGACGGAGAGCGUCAGGACUCUGGCUCACAAACUCGGCGCCUCGGCCAAGAACCUGCAGAACUUCAUCUCCGGUCGCCGCAGAAGCAGCCAAUCAGAAAGCAGGUCCUCGCGGCGGCUGCCCAACGAUCUGCUGACCUCUGUGGUCGACCUCAUCACCGCCGCCAAGAGCCUGCUCGCCUGGCUGGACAGGUCUCCGUUUGCUGCAGUGGCAGACUACUCAGUAACCCGAAAUAAUGUCAUUCAGCUCUGCCUGGAGCUCACCACCAUUGUACAGCAGGACUGUACCGUGUUUGAGACGGAGAACAAAAUCCUUCAUGUGUGUAAGACCCUGUCCGAGGUGUGUGAGCACAUCGUGUGUGUGUCAUCAGACCCUCUGGUUUCCCAGUCGGCUCAUCUGGAGCUGGUUCACCUCACCAACAUCAAAUCCUCUGAUGGCCUGGGAAUGUACAUCAAGUCGACCUACGACGGCCUGCACGUGAUCACGGGAACCACUGAAGGGUCUCCGGCCGACCGCUGUAAGAAGAUCCAUGCAGGAGAUGAAGUCAUUCAAGUCAAUCACCAGACUGUGGUGGGCUGGCAGCUGCGUAACCUGGUCGGCUCGCUGAGGUCCGAUAAGGGCGUCGUGUCCCUGACCCUGAAGAAGCGUCCGCAGAGCACGCUCAGCUCCGCCCCCGCCCUGCUGAAGAACAUGCGCUGGAAACCCCUGGCUCUUCAGCCAACCAGAAGUCCAGGCAGCGGCUCCGGCACUCCCUCAGGCACACCCACCAAGACCUCGGCCCUCCACGACCUCUUCAUCCCCCCCCCGCCCGCUGAGCCCUACACACCCAGAGACGAGACGGGAGCCCUGUCUGGAGACGAGGCUUCUCGUAACCAUGGCGUCGUCAGCCUCGCCAAACGCUCCGAGUCACCGAACUCCUUCCUGGACCAGGAGUCCCGCCGGCAGGAAGAGGAGGAGCCUGUGUACUGCACCACGCCCACAUAUGGCAGGCUGAGGCCCAUCUCCAUGCCUGUGGAGUGUAACUGGGUGGGCGACUAUGAAGACCCAGCCAAGCUCAACAGAGAAAGUCGCAGAGAGGCGUCACUCAUGCGCUACGUGGGGCUGCCCGGUGCCGACGAGCGGACCGGCUCCGACGACUACUCCUCCCACACGGCUCGGCCGGGCAAACGGACCAAUGACACGACCAAACGAGCCAAGAGGCGGAGCCACCACAGCCAAAGCCCCUCCCACUAUGUCCUGCAGACAAAUCAGAGGGAUUCCCCGCCCAAAGACCCCGCCUCCAUCUAUCACACAUACCAGCAGUCUUCCUCUCUGCAGUCCAAGACCAGGAAGAAGAAUAAAGGACGUGGUUUGGCCUCCCUGAGUCGGAGGCGUGUUUCCUGCAAGGCGCUGGGCAGAGGAGACUGCGAGGGCUGGCUCUGGAGAAAGAGAGACGCCAAGGGUUAUUUCUCCCAGAAGUGGAAGAAGUACUGGUUUGUUCUGAAGGACAACUGCCUGUACUGGUACAUCAACGAGGAGGAUGAGAAGGCCGAGGGUUUUGUGAGUCUUCCAGAGUUCAAGAUCGACCGGGCCAGUGAAUGUCGCAAGAAGUAUGCUUUCAAAGCGUGUCACCCCAAGGUCAAGAGCUUCUACUUUGCAGCAGAUGGAGUGGACGACAUGAACAGAUGGCUGAGUCGUCUCAACAUGGCGGCUCUGGGCUACGCUGAGCGUGAGAGGAUGCGUCAGGAGCAGGCAGAUUACUGGAGUGAGAGCGAGCAUGAGGAGGACACCACCUCCAGCCCCAAGCAGGACAGCCCCCCACCUCCGUAUGAUACCUACCCACGGCCUCCAUUAAUGAGUGCCUACUUGGAAGGCAGAACCACUCGACUCUCUUCCACGGAGACGUCUCGCUCACGCUCCUCCCAGGAGGACUUCCUGUGUGGCGAGCCACCCGCCGUGGCCGCCGAGCCGCAGUACCACCCUGGUCCCCUAGGGGGAGGCACCAUGCACAGCGGGAGAAAGCCAGGGGGCAGCAGCAGCAGUGACGUGCAGUACAGAUGUGAUCCUGUAGAGUACCGUUCCAGUCCUGCGGGGGGCAGCAGCGAGACGGGCUCCCCGGGCCGCUCGUCGUCUUCUCAGAGACGUUCUUGGCAGGACCUGAUCGAGACGCCGCUGACCGAGGCCGGACUGCACUACCUACAAACAGGGCCGUUAGAGGACGCAGUGUUUGCCGAGCCCGGUCCCGGAGGCGGCACCAUGCCGGUCGGAGCCGUGUACACUCUCCCGGCUCAGAGGAAUGUCCCGCUGCCCAUGGCCAUGCAGAGGCUGAUCCCUAUGGCAACCCAGGGAGGGAAACCCCGCAGCUUCACGCUGCCGAGAGACAGCAACCUACACACACUGCUCACGCCCCCUGCCAAAGAAGUGCAGCUAACGUACAAUGGCGGCAGUGAAGGUGCGUCCCUCGGCGACCUGUUCCGGGCCUGCGAGCAGAGCGGCGUUUGCCCUCUAGGUCGCGGGUCGGAGGCCAAAGGUCAGUCGGAGUUCAGGCAGUCGUUCCUCAGACGGGCCGCCGACCCUCAGCUCAACGAUCGCUUGCAUCGCCUGAGGAUCCUGACCUCCACACUGAAGGACAGGGAGGGGGAGCUAGCGUUGAUUGACAGGCUGUUGGCCAAUCCCCAGCUGUCAUCGGCUGAGUUCCAGGAGUGGAAGAGAGCCUAUCAGGAGCUGUUCUCUCAAGAGCCAGAGCCCGCCGCUGAAUCAGACCCCGGCCCGCCCCCACUGACCCCCUCGCUCUCUCACACACACUCCUACAUCGAGACCCAUGUCUGACCUGUAACGUACACACACAGACACACACAUGCACACACAGAACCGCACACAGUACAACUUAAGCUCCUCAUUUCCCAAUUCUGGUACGAGUUGACCAAGCUGCAGCCGAUGUUUCGAUCAGCGACGGACUGUCUCUAAAGAGGGACGUGAGGACGACCUGAUUCAGGACUCCACGGCGUUCAAGUGCAAUAGGACAUUUUUCUGGGAAGACGCCGUCAUGUCAACGAGCUGAUUGGUUGAACCACUGCAGCGGCUGUAAAGCAUUAAGUGUUUGCUUCUGCGCUCUUUAGGCUCAAACCCGUGGAUAUAAGGGAUUGACUCGACUUUCUCUGGAAGAUGUUUGUCUCCUGGUUCCUUUUUGACGGGGACAAAUUUCCGAGCCGCGUGUCCAUGAGCUGCCAUCACAGUGUCUCAUUCUGCUUCUUGUGCCAGUACGACAGUGGUCAAAUAGCCUCAUACAUGGUUUCCCAUCAUGCCUUAAGCCGCGUUGUCUGCCUGCGUUUCCACCGUGCUCCGAAGACCAAAUUAUCCUGCUGAUGUUUUAAAAACCGACAGCUACAACAAGCUGUUCAAUUCCAGUCCACCAGGUGGCGAUACUGCAUGAGACUGUCCGAUGAUGAUGACGCAAUAUAAAUCAAGCCACAACAAACUCGGAUGAGAUUCAUAUGAUUUGGAAAAAAGAAGAGAACGAGUAACAAAAUGGAUUCCGAACUUAUGGAAAGGAAACUGAUUUUAUGAGUUACUGCGGAUAUUCAGUGUUCCAUCUUUUUUUCCCUGAACUAAAUUUGGACCCAGGUCCCAGCGGUGGAGACGAAGGGGUUCAAACCAAGGAUCCUAGUUCUCGGGGGAAACUUCCUGAGGUGGAAACGCAGCUUCACACUCGAUGUCUGUGACGAUACUUUUCUGUAGAGUGACAAUUACAGCAGAGAACAAUGGGUUCAUUGUUUAAAAAAAAAAUCUGCUUAGAAUUAGUUUCUAUCUAGUUUUAGAGACUUGUUCUGGUUCGGUAGAGAUUUGUUCUGUGCUCGGCUGGACCUGGAGCAUGCACACUCGAUAAGGAAACAUUUAGAGGAACAACCACCCUCAGAACUCUUUAACACUGUUCAUGUUGCAUUCAGGAACCUGUGUUGGUUGUUUUUAGGCUAAUAUAACGUAUAAAUAUCAGUUAGAAAACGAGGAGGGAAAGUCUCCAGUUGCUUUCAAGCCAUAGAGUAAAUUUUCAUGACAUUUUGAAUAUCCGGAUGUAUGAAAUUGAA
Platichthys flesus (European flounder) is the source of this 4385-nucleotide messenger RNA. It is a transcript of the gene cnksr2a, whose product is annotated as connector enhancer of kinase suppressor of Ras 2a. Gene Ontology annotation, biological process: regulation of signal transduction. Gene Ontology annotation, cellular component: cytoplasm; membrane. The transcript has 24 exons. The record is from RefSeq and is a predicted model, not a curated record. Gene Ontology annotation, molecular function: protein binding. NCBI's taxonomy places the organism in Eukaryota, Metazoa, Chordata, Actinopteri, Pleuronectiformes, Pleuronectidae. Bases 82 to 3129 code for a protein of 1015 amino acids.